AUGGUCUUUGACAGUCACAGGAUUAUUGCUAUGGCAGUUGCACCUGCUGAGAGUAUUGCCUCAUUGAGUAGUGAUCUCUUAUACGACAUAUUACGACGUCUUGAUGGCCCUACGUUGGCUUGUGCGGCUUGCACUUGUGCAUCAUUUUGUUCCAUCUCAAAAGAAGAAAUUUUAUGGGAAAACGUGUGUUCGUCUAUGUGGCCUUCAACAAAUAGGGAAGAUGUCAAAAGUUUAAUAUCUUCUAUGGGCGGGUUCAGAAAAUUCUACGCAGAUUGUUUUCCUCUUAUUUUUAACAAGGAGGCUGGAGAGUAUCAAUGGAACAGCUAUCUUGAGUACCCUGAUGAUUGGACAGAGGCUGAAUAUUAUGGGGAUAUGAAUGAAUUAGAAAGAAUCUCUCCAUCCGAUUUUGUUUCCAUUGUGGAUAUCAAGUUUAAGGAGAAACCAAUCUACUCCAAAGUUCUAUGGGGAAUUCCAAACGCUGAUGGCUAUGAUGCGUGGUUCUGCAACUGUCCCUUUCGGAUCGAUCUUCUCAGUUGUGCAGAUAGAGAUGAUACCAAUGAUGGUGUGGUUACCCUUUCUGUUUCUGAUGGACUGCCGCCAAUCAGUUCUAUGGAAAGGGAAAAGAAAGAUGGGAAGCUAUGGCAGGAACUUCGUGAUGGUCUCUUGCUUAGUUGGAUCAUAGUAAACAAGAAAAUUAAGCAAUCUGCUAAUCUUGCUAGCUGGAGCCCUCUAGAUGGACAACGACAUUGGCCAACAGAUAAGGAUUUUCUCUUUCGUUUUGGAUCUGUUCUCUCUGCCAAGGACAUUCUUCCUUCUCAAGUAGUGCAGUGCAUCCUCAUUAUGAAGUUUAGAGUGGUUCACACUGGACAAGAGGGGGUUCAAACAACUCUCAGAUCAACAGAGCUGAGUAUGCAACUAGAAGACAUGGAAGGUGCGCAUGUUAAUGGGAGGAACAGUUUGCUUAUUCUUAAGAAAGCACUUAGUUGCAGAAGGAGUAAAAAUUAUAGUGAAGUACAUGAAUCCUGUCUUACGUACUCAAGAGCGCAAAAUAAGUUAAAAGAGGAGAAGAUUAGAAACGAAAGUAGGUUUGAUACAAUUUGUAUUCUAAGUAGCAUUGUUGCUGUAAUGACAUUCUGGUGCUAUGUUUUGUGA
Molecule: messenger RNA, 1152 nt
Organism: Sphenostylis stenocarpa
Lineage: Eukaryota; Viridiplantae; Streptophyta; Magnoliopsida; Fabales; Fabaceae
Source: the annotation of a GenBank genome assembly